AAGAGCUCGUUUAAAAAGGUGAAUAGCUAGCUUAUCCCAGCGUUGUCCAGUUCCAACUCCUAUAUUGUGAAAAGGUAGUCUUUCGGUUGAGUGGGACCUCGCAACAUCAGUGCUGGACCUGUUGUCCCCAAGGGCCGCGGAGGGCGCAGUAGGAUCACCCGCCAGAGAGCAGCUAGCAGCUAGCGUGCCGCCGAAUGAUGAAUGCACGGUUAAUGCUAGCGGCGGCAGCGGUUUGCGUAGCCAGGGCCACACCACUUCCAAACUAUGAAUAUUCGUGCAUUCACUAUUGCGAGUCCCUCUACGGUCCCGAAGUGAGGCCCUACUGCUGCAGGAUGGCAAAAGUAUUCCAGGGAGAGGAUUCAAACAACAUUGAACAUCGCCCCACUAAAGAGGAAAUACUGAGUAUCGACAAUUGCCCCACAGAUCGGUCUUUCUGCCCGCGGGCUGGGCACUAUGCUGAGCCGGUGGUAGGUGUUACUACGUUUCCUUGGUAUAAGAAAAUGAUAGUUUUGAAUGUGCGCGUGUGUCUAUUUUCAGUUUCUCUUGUCGGUCUUUAUAUCUGACCCCUUUUUUGCUUGUCACUUUGUGUGUGUGGGUGGGUUUGUUUGUUUUUGCAUGUACCUCUUGCUGCCAGUGUGUCAGUUUGUCUGUAUU
This is a messenger RNA of Penaeus indicus, 654 nucleotides long. RefSeq lists its product as uncharacterized. Lineage: Eukaryota; Metazoa; Arthropoda; Malacostraca; Decapoda; Penaeidae. The transcript has 4 exons. The record is from RefSeq and is a predicted model, not a curated record. The coding region runs from base 195 to 563 and encodes 122 amino acids.